Prunus armeniaca (apricot) is the source of this 453-nucleotide messenger RNA. Lineage: Eukaryota; Viridiplantae; Streptophyta; Magnoliopsida; Rosales; Rosaceae. The record is from the annotation of a GenBank genome assembly.
AUGGGUUCCGUUGCUGCAAUGAAGGCCGUCGCCGUUCUCUUCUUCUUGUCUCUCUCCGGCUUUGUUUUGGCCGGCAAGGUGAAGGAAGUCAAAGAGUUGCAGAUUGGUGUGAAGUAUAAGCCAGAAUCUUGUGAACUUCAAGCUCGCAAAGGUGAUAAAGUCAGGGUACACUAUCGGGGGAAACUCACAGAUGGAACUGUAUUUGAUUCUAGUUUUGAAAGGGGCGAUCCAAUCUUUUUUGAGCUUGGGACUGGUCAAGUUAUUAAAGGAUGGGACCAAGGAAUUCUGGGAAUGUGCGUAGGUGAGAAGAGGAAGUUGAAAAUUCCGGCAAAGCUUGGCUAUGGAGAGCAGGGUUCUCCACCAACCAUCCCAGGAGGCGCAACACUGAUAUUUGACACCGAGCUCGUUGAAAUUUUGGGAAGAGGAUCGAAACCUAAUGAUGACGAGCUGUAG